Molecule: messenger RNA, 1666 nt
Organism: Nicotiana tabacum (common tobacco)
Lineage: Eukaryota; Viridiplantae; Streptophyta; Magnoliopsida; Solanales; Solanaceae
Source: RefSeq, a predicted model, not a curated record
AAUAUGGCAAACAUUUUGGGUGGUAUUGGUAGCAUACUCAGGAUGGUCAUCCCCUUUCGAGUUGGCAUUCAAGAAGGUAGCCGUUGAAGGCCUUUUGCCUCUUGAUAUAGUGGUCGAUGCCUCCUUCGCCAUUGACAUUCUUCUCACUUUCUUUGUCGCUUACUCGGACAAAUCCACUUAUUUACUCGUUGAUGAUCAUAAGAAAAUUGCUUUCAGGUAUGUCAUUCAUCUAGGGUUCCCAAUGGAUGUUGCAUCAACCGUACCAUUUCAAACCAUAUUCCGGAUCUUUGACGGGAAGAAGCAAGGAGAAGAUGUUUUUGGCUUCCUAAACUUGCUCAGACUUUGGCGACUACGGCGUGUUAAUAAAUUCUUCUCAAGGCUAGAGAAGGACAUUCGGUUCAGCUACUUCUGGACAAGAUUCUGUAAACUAAUUUGUAUGACCUUAUUCGCUGUGCAUUCCGUUGGCUGUUUAUAUUACUGGCUAGCAACUCAUUAUCAUACUGCAGAGAAUACCUGGAUUGGAUCAAAUGUUACUAAUUUCCAAGAAAGAAGUAUCUCUCUAGGAUACACAUAUUCCAUGUAUUGGUCUGUUGCUACCCUCACCACGGUUGGCUACGGUGAUCUUCGUGCACAUAAUACAGGAGAGAAGAUUUUCUCCAUCUUCUACAUGUUUUUCAACAUUGGCCUCACUGCUUACUUAAUUGGCAACAUGACCAAUCUUAUUGUCCAUGGCAUUGCUCGAACUUUCGCAAUGCGGGACGCCAUCAAUAAGACAGUGAGAUAUGCAAGCAAGAAUAUACUUCCAGAAGGCAUAAAAGAGCAAGUUCUGGCACAUUUGACUCUCAAAUUCAGGACUGCAGAACUACAGCAAGAGGAAGUAAUUGGAGACUUGCCCAAAGCAAUAAGAUGUAGCAUUGCGCAAUAUCUUUUCCAUACAACACUUGAAAAUACCUACCUUUUAAAAGGGGUUUCUGAAGAUUUCUUAGUCCAGUUGGUUUCCGAGAUAAAAGCAGAAUACUUUCCACCAAAAGUUGACAUUGUUAUUCAAAAUGAUAUACCAACAGAUUUCUAUAUUGUUGUCUCUGGAGCUGUGGAAGUGGUUACAUACAAGAAUGGAAUGGAACAGUUCCUGUCAAAGUUGGAAUCCCCAGGAUUGUUCGGGGAAGUAGGUGUUAUCUUUAAUAUGCCCCAGCCUUUCACCGUGAGAAGUAAGAGGUUUUCUCAGGUUGUUCGAAUCAGCCAUCAUCAUUUCAAGCAACUGCUGCAGCCACUUAACGCAGAUGGAAAGAUAAUCCUCUCCAAUUUUCUUCAGCAUCUGAAAGGAAUGGAAAGGGAAGAGAUACCACUCAUAUCAGAGCUGCUCAGUGACCUGAAAAGUGAGGUGGGUACAGUGAGUAGGAGACAAAAUCAUGAAGGACAAAGCCAAGAUGGAAAUAAGAAAAGGUUUGGCAAAAGAGGAAGUAAAAUUCUCAUGGCAAAUGGCUCCCAAAUGGAGGAUUUGGGCGCUUUACAGGAAAAUGAUCACUUGCCUCGGUGCUUCACCAUGAGAGCUUCCUCCGAUACCGAAAUCAACCAGCUCGAGUUCGAGCUCAAAGAUCAGGUCUGGAAAAAAGACAUGUACAGGCUCCUUAGUGAGCAAAAGGACGGGGCCGUCAAAGACCUCUAG